AUGGCUCCAUUGCGGGCAGUAUUGCUGCCCGCAAUGGCUGUUUGCGGGCAGCGUGGGCCCCAGGCACAAAAAUGUAAUUUUUGUGGCCUGGGGCACAAAAGGGGAAAUAAUAAUUGGAAAGUGAGUAUCAAAGCAUUAAUGGAAUUAGCAAAGCUCUUAAUUGUUAGCAAAAUUAAGAGGGACUUACCAAAUCGUUUGAUUUUCAAAGAGGAGUAUCAAACUAUUUAUAGAGAGAUCGGGUUGAAGUAUGGAGUGAAUUACUCGGAAAAUGAGAUACUCAACAGAUACAGAAGAGCUUACGAGCAGCCUUGGGGCAGAUCCCGGCUUAGAUAUGUAAAUGAUGGAAGACCUUUCUGGCAAUAUAUAGUCAGUUCUUCUACUGGCUGCUCAGAUUCUCAAUAUUUUGAAGAGCUCUAUAACUACUAUACCACGGAACAGGCUUGGCACCUUUGCGAUCCGGAUGCUGAGAAAGUAUUUAAGGCUCUCAGAAAAGCAGGGGUUAAGUUGGCUGUCGUAUCAAAUUUUGACACCCGCCUUAGACCAGUCCUGCAGGCUUUACAUUGUGAUUAUUGGUUUGAUGCUGUAGCAGUUUCAGCUGAGGUUGCAGCAGAAAAGCCAAAUCCAACAAUUUUUCUUAAAGCCUGUGAGCUGUUAGGAGUCAAACCUGAGGAUGCUGUGCAUGUUGGUGAUGAUCGUAGAAAUGAUAUAUGGGGUGCAAGAGAUGCAGGCUGUGACGCUUGGCUCUGGGGAAGUGACGUCCAUUCCUUUAAGGAGGUUGCCGAAAGGAUAGGGGUGAAGGUUUAAGAGGAUUUCCGUAAGCAAGAAAGCGAAAGGUUUUUAUGCAUGUACAGGUGUUUGUAUUACUCUUAGGAAGAGGCUUGUGUAUAUAGUGUCCUGGGUGUGUUUUGUAGAGGGAGAACUGAGGCUAUGUA
Messenger RNA from Mercurialis annua (annual mercury), 932 nucleotides. RefSeq lists its product as uncharacterized. The transcript has 8 exons. Lineage: Eukaryota; Viridiplantae; Streptophyta; Magnoliopsida; Malpighiales; Euphorbiaceae. The record is from RefSeq and is a predicted model, not a curated record. The coding region runs from base 1 to 804 and encodes 267 amino acids.